AUGGAAAUCUGGCUGUUUCUCCUCUCGUCCAUCUUCGUCUCCGCUCUCUCGUUGGCUCAGGAAGACUCUCCCCUCUUCACCUUCACCUCCGACUCUCUCAUCAACAAUGUGGUGCAGGACAACCACACGGGCCGCAUCUACGUGGGCGCCGUCAACACAAUCUACCAGCUGGACCCGUCCCUGGUCCGCGAAGCCAGGACCGAGACCGGCCCCAAAGAGGACGCCAGGACCUGCACCCCUCCGGCUUCCGCGUGCCAAGACACCAAACCCAUGGACAACCACAACAAGCUCCUCCUGGUCCACCCGGCUAACGGCUCGCUCGUCGUUUGCGGGAGCAGAUAUCGAGGGAUUUGCUCGCUUCUCAAUUUAAGCAACGUGGAGCAGCAGCUUUACUACAGCGACGGGAAAGGAGAGAGGACUUACGUCACGAGUAUCGAGGAUAACGUUAAUGUGGUCGGAGUCAUGUCCACGUACACGAGAGACGAUUACACCUUCCCGGUAUUUCUCGUCGGGAAAGGUUACGGGAGCUUGGACAGCACCAAACUAAUCAGUACCCGGAUUUUGCGAGAUUUCCGCGAGUGGGUAGUUUUUGAAAGCAUUAUCGAAGCCUCCACCGUCCAGACCACGCCGUUCGUGCCCAAAUACCUGCAUGACUUUCGGCACGCCUUUAAAGAAGACGGGUUUGUCUAUUUUCUCUUUUCCCGGACUCUGGACGGCACGGACAACAAGAACUUCACCUUCGUGUCCCGUCUCUGCGAAGAGGACCAUAGCUACUACUCGCACACGGAGCUCCAGCUGAACUGCGGAGUCAACAACCGCUUUAACAAAGUGAGAGCGGCGUUCGUGGCGGCGCCGGGGAAAGAGCUGGCCAGGAUCAUGUCAGAGUUGGGAGUCUACGGGAACGUUGUGUCCUGGAGGAAGGUUCUGUUUAUGGUCUCCAGUGCGGACGACGACCAGAACGAGUCUGCGCUGUGCAUGUUCCCCCUGGACACCAUCAACGAGAAACUGGGGAACAUCAUCAGCGCCUGCUACAUCGACUCAGGGAAGAUCUCUGGGGACCCGGCGGUGGACAUCCCCUACUCGUCCAAAACCGAUGAGUUCUGCACGUCCAAGAUCGCGAAAGACACGUUGGAGCAGUUCAAAUGCGGCGCAGACUUCCUGCCGUCUCCUCUGGCCAGCAAACCCAAGUACGCUCUGAAGGGUCACAUGGUCCUCUCCAAAACAGAGCUGCUCACCGCCGUCUCUGUGGUUGUAGAGAACGACCACACCAUCGCCUUCCUGGGCAACAGCAGAGGAGAGGUCUCUAAGGUCCACCUCACCUCGACUCCGUACGAGUACAGCCAGGCCUUUUCUGAUCCUCUGAGGGAGAGAGUCAACAAGAACCUGCUCUUCGACCUGAGCCAGAACCACCUCUACAUCACCACAGAGAAGAAGAUCACCAAGGUGCCGGUCCAAGAGUGCCUCAAACAAACCAACUGUCAAUCAUGUGUGGGACUGAGAGACCCGUACUGUGGCUGGUGUGUUCUGGAGGGAAGAUGCACGCGCAGGUCGGAGUGUCGCCGGGCGGAGGAGAAGAACGGCUGGCUCUGGAGUCCCAGGCAGCAGUGCGUCAAGAUCGUCUCCUUCUACCCUCCCAACCUGUCCUGCAAGAAGAGCCAGAUGGUGAAGAUCAACAUUCCCUCUCUGCCUCUGAUUGGCCACUCGGACCGGCUCCACUGCAGGAUGGAGGCCUUCGAAAGCCGGGGGAGGAUGUCCGACUCUGGGCAGGUGUCGUGCGAGCUCCCCCAGCCCUCCAUGAUCCCACAGACCCCAGAGGACCAAGACUUUGUGGCUGUGGCCGUCACCGUCUUUGUCAACGACACGGUGGAGCUGGCGACGCGGGAUUUCAAGUUCUACAACUGUGCAGCGACCGUGAAGAAGUCUGAGAACACUCCGUGUAUGGCGUGUGUGUCCAGUCUCUGGGGCUGUGAGUGGAACAUCAUGGAACACAGCUGCAGCGACAUGAACGAGAGAGUCUCAGGAGCUCACAUCAUCAAACACAGACAGGGAGGAAAGUGUCCAAAGUUUGAGAAUCCGGACCCAGUUCUGAUCCCUGUCGGCCACAAGAGACGCAUCAGCUUUGAGGGCUUCAACCUGGAUCUGUACCAGGGUCGGUCCUUCACCAUCGGCACAGAGCUGAUGAGGAGUGUGGAGGAGGACGUCUCUUACGCAGACACUUUCUACAGCUUCAAUGGAUUCAACUUUUCCUUCGACAAGUCGCCGGAGACCAAUGUGCUUUUCUACGUCAAGGACAAAGACACGGGCAAGAAGAUGGACAGCACCCUCAAUGUGACUCUGUACAACUGUGCCGUGGGGCGCCAGGACUGCAGUCUGUGUAAGAACGCAGACCCCAAAUACAGAUGUGUGUGGUGCCCACGACAGAAGGCCUGUGUGUUCGAAGACCUCUGCUCCUCUGGAGACAUGGACCAUGUGGACUGUCCUCACCCUCAGAUCACUGAUAUUGUCCCUAAGUUCGGGCCUCCGCAGGGGGGCAUCUCCAUCACCAUCCGAGGGUCCAACCUGGGCAUCCACCCUGACGACAUCGUGAGCAUCUCUGUGGUGGGAGAACCAUGUGUGCACCAGAAAGACCAGUACUCUGUCUCCACCAGUGUGGUGUGUGAGAUCGGGCCUCUGAAGCCGAGCUGGGGGAAGGUGGAGGUGGAGGUGAAGGGCGGGAAGAGAGGGACGUCCUCCAUGUUCUUCACAUACCAGGACCCCAUGCCAGACGUGGUGAAGCCCAGCCAGGGCCUCAAAGCUGGGGGAACCCUGAUCACCAUAAAGGGGAGGAACCUGGAGACCGGGAGCAAGAGAGACGUACAGGUGACCAUCGGAGGAGUGGACUGCUCUGUGGAGGGCUUUGGGCAGGAGAUCACCUGUCGCUCCGGGGAGUACCGCGCUGACAAAGUGCCAUCGGAGCUGCUGCCGGUGUCUGUGAAGUACGGCAGGAGCAGCGUGAAGGUCGUCCCUGACGCUUUCCAGUUCAUGGAGAACCCGACCAUCCACAGCCACCAGCCGCAGAGCAGCUUCCUCUGUGGAGGGAGGAACAUUGUUGUAACCGGCUCCGGAUUCGAUCUGAUCCAAACAGCAUCGAUCAAAGUCCAAGGAGAGAACUCUGUGUCUGAAGAGCGGUACUGUGAGAAGAACGACUCUGUGAUCCAGUUUCGCUCUCCGGCCCUGAACACUUCCCUGGGACACUUCCCCGUGUUCCUGCACCUCGACAACAUGGUGCGAGAACUGAAGCCGUUCGAGUACCAUCCAAACCCGGUCUUUAACAACGUCAGCAAGAAGGUCAUCACCGAGGCCAGCAUCAUCAUCGUCACCGGCCGGGGUUUCUCUCGUGCGAUGACGGCGAAGGAGGCCCAGGCAUUUGUGGGGGACGUCCCAUGUUUGGUGAACACGCUGCAGGACGAUAAGCUGUUCCUGGAUCCUCCCUCCUCUGCUCCACGAUCUCACUCCAGACGCCACCGACGAGAAACCAGACCGGAGCUACUCGAACUGCUGUGGCAAUACUAUCACGAGCCAAGUGCGAGUGUGAGAUUUAUUUAUAUUUUGUGUGCUCCCCAUGUGUCCCCGUGUGCUCCCCGUGUGUCCCCGUGUGCUCCCCGUGUGCUCCCCGUGUGCUCCGUGUGCUCCCCGUGUGUCCCCGUGUGCUCCCCGUGUGCUCCCCGUGUGCUCCCCCUGUGCUCCCCGUGUGCUCCCCGUGUGCUCCCCGCGUGUCCCCGUGUGCUCCGUGUGCUCCCCGUGUGUCCCCGUGUGCUCCCCGUGUGCUCCGUGUGCUCCCCGUGUGUCCCCGUGUGCUCCGUGUGCUCCCCGUGUGUCCCCGUGUGCUCCCCGUGUGCUCCCCGUGUGCUCCCCGUGUGCUCCCCGUGUGCUCCCCGUGUGUCCCCGUGUGUCCCCGUGUGCUCCCCGUGUGUCCCCGUGUGUCCCCGUGUGCUCCGUGUGCUCCCCGUGUGUCCCCGUGUGCUCCCCGUGUGCUCCCCGUGUGCUCCCCGUGUGCUCCGUGUGCUCCCCGUGUGUCCCCGUGUGCUCCGUGUGCUCCCCGUGUGCUCCCCGUGUGCUCCCCGUGUGCUCCCCGUGUGUCCCCGUGUGUCCCCGUGUGCUCCCCGUGUGUCCCUGUGUGCUCCCCCUGUGCUCCCCGUGUGCUCCCCGUGUGUCCCCGUGUGCUCCGUGUGCUCCCCGUGUGUCCCCGUGUGUCCCCGUGUGCUCCCCGUGUGCUCCCCAUGUGUCCCCGUGUGUCCCCGUGUGCUCCCCGUGUGCUCCCCGUGUGCUCCCCGUGUGCUCCCCGUGUGUCCCCGUGUGCUCCCCGUGUGCUCCCCGUGUGUCCCCGUGUGCUCCCCCUGUGCUCCCCGUGUGCUCCCCGUGUGUCCCCGUGUGCUCCGUGUGCUCCCCGUGUGUCCCCGUGUGCUCCCCGUGUGCUCCCCGUGUGCUCCCCGUGUGCUCCUCGUGUGCUCCCCGUGUGCUCCCCGUGUGUCCCCGUGUGCUCCCCGUGUGUCCCCGUGUGCUCCCCCUGUGCUCCCCGUGUGUCCCCGUGUGCUCCCCGUGUGCUCCCCGUGUGUCCCCGUGUGUCCCCGUGUGUCCCCGUGUGCUCCCCCUGUGCUCCCCGUGUGCUCCCCGUGUGCUCCCCGUGUGUCCCCGUGUGUCCCCGUGUGCUCCCCGUGUGUCCCCGUGUGUCCCCAUGUGCUCCGUGUGCUCCCCGUGUGUCCCCGUGUGCUCCCCGUGUGCUCCCCGUGUGCUCCCCGUGUGUCCCCGUGUGCUCCGUGUGCUCCCCGUGUGUCCCCGUGUGUCCCCGUGUGCUCCGUGUGCUCCCCGUGUGUCCCCGUGUGCUCCCCUGUGCUCCCCGUGUGCUCCUCGUGUGCUCCCCGUGUGCUCCCCGUGUGCUCCCCCUGUGCUCCCCGUGUGCUCCCCGUGUGCUCCCCGUGUGCUCCCCGUGUGCUCCCCGUGUGCUCCCCCUGUGUUCCCUGUGUGUCCCUGUGUGCUCCCCGUGUGUCCCUGUGUGCUCCCCCUGUGCUCCCCGUGUGCUCCCCGUGUGUCCCCGUGUGCUCCGUGUGCUCCCCGUGUGUCCCCGUGUGUCCCCGUGUGCUCCCCGUGUGCUCCCCGUGUGUCCCCGUGUGUCCCCGUGUGCUCCCCGUGUGUCCCCGUGUGUCCCCGUGUGCUCCGUGUGCUCCCCGUGUGUCCCCGUGUGCUCCCCGUGUGCUCCCCCUGUGCUCCCCGUGUGCUCCCUGUGUGCUCCCUGGGUGCUCCCCGUGUGUCCCCGUGUGCUCCCUGUGUGUCCCCGUGUGCUCCCCGUGUGUCCCCGUGUGCUCCCCGUGUGCUCCCUGUGUGCUCCCCGUGUGCUCCCCGUGUGCUCCCCGUGUGCUCCCUGUGUGCUCCCCCUGUGCUCCCCGUGUGCUCCCCGUGUGUCCCCGUGUGCUCCCCGUGUGCUCCCCGUGUGCUCCCUGUGUGCUCCCCGUGUGCUCCCCGUGUGUCCCCGUGUGCUCCCCGUGUGCUCCCCGUGUGCUCCCCGUGUGCUCCCUGUGUGCUCCCUGUGUGCUCCCCGUGUGCUCCCUGUGUGCUCCCCGUGUGCUCCCCGUGUGCUCCCCGUGUGUCCCCGUGUGCUCCCUGUGUGUCCCCGUGUGCUCCCCGUGUGUCCCCGUGUGCUGCCCGUGUGCUCCCCGUGUGCUCCCCUUGUGCUCCCCGUGUGCUCCCCGUGUGUCCCCGUGUGCUCCCCGUGUGUCCCCGUGUGUCCCCGUGUGCUCCCCGUGUGUCCCCGUGUGCUCCCCGUGUGCUCCCCGUGUGCUCCCCCUGUGCUCCCCGUGUGCUCCCCGUGUGCUCCCUGUGUGCUCCCCGUGUGUCCCCGUGUGCUCCCCAUGUGUCCCUGUGUGCUCCCCGUGUGUCCCCGUGUCCUCCCCCUGUGCUCCCCGUGUGUCCCCGUGUGCUCCCUGUGUGCUCCCCGUGUGCUUCCCGUGUGCUCCCCAUGUGUCCCUGUGUGCUCCCCGUGUGCUCCCCAUCAAGUUUGGGAACGGCGAGUGGGUGGUGGGCUCGGUGCAGUACGAGCAGAAGAACGACCUGGCUCUGUACAUCGUCAUCCCGGCUGUCAUCGUCCCCAUGCUCGUCAUCAUCGCCAUCUCAGUCUACUGCUACAGAAGGAAGAGCCAGCAGGCCGAGCGCGAGUACGAGAAAGUCAAACACCAGCUGGAAAACCUGGAGGAGAGCGUCCGCGACCGCUGCAAGAAGGAGUUCACAGACUUGAUGAUCGAGAUGGAGGACCACACCAACGACCUGAGCGAGGGCCGCAUCCCGUUCCUGGAUUAUAAGAACUACACGGACCGCGUCUUCUUCCUGCCGUCCAAGGAUGGAGCCAACGACGUCAUGAUCACCGGGAAACUGGACAUUCCGGAGUCCAGGAGAGCCACCGUCACACAGGCUCUCAACCAGUUCUCCAACCUGCUCAACUCCAAGACCUUCCUCAUCAACUUCAUCCGCACCCUGGAGCGCAGCAACGACUUCAACGCGCGGGCGAAGGUGUACUUUGCGUCUCUGCUGACAGUGGCUCUUCACGGGAAGCUGGAAUAUUACACCGACAUCAUGAGGACGCUGCUGCUGGAGCUGAUGGAGGAGUACGUCAACAGCAAAAACCCCAAACUCAUGCUGAGGAGAAGAGAGGAAAGAGGAGAGAGGAGACGGAAGAGGAGAGGGAAGAGAAGAGGAGAGAGAAAAGGAGAGAGAAGAGAAGAGGAGAGAGAAGAGGAGAGGGAAGAGAAGAGGAGAGAGGAGAGGAGAGAGAAGAGAAGAGAGAAGAAAAGAGGAGAGAGGAGAGGGAAGAGAAGAGGAGAGAGGAGAGGAGAGAGAAGAGAAGAGGAGAGAGGAGAGGAAAGAGGAGAGAGAAGAAAAGAGGAGAAAGGAGAGGGAAGAAGAGAGGAGAGAGAAGAGGAGAGGAGAGAGGAGAGGGAAGAGAAGAGGAGAGAGGAGAGGAGAGAGAAGAGAAGAGAGAAGAGGAGAGAGGAGAGGGAAGAGGAGAGAGAAGAGGAGAGGAGAGAGGAGAGGGAAGAGGAGAGAGAAGAGGAGAGGAGAGGAGAGAGAAGAGAAGACGAGAGAGCAGAGGGAAGAGAAGAGGAGAGGGAAGAGAAAGGAGAGGAGAGAGAAGAGGAGAGGGAAGAGAAGAGGAGAGAGGAGAGGGAAGGGGAGAGAGGAGAAGAGAGAGGAGAGGGAAGAGGAGAGAGGAGAGGAGAGAGGAGAGGAGAGAGGAGAGGGAAGAAGAGAGAGAAGAGGAGAGAGGAGAGGAAAGAAGAGAGAGAAGAGGAGAGAGGAGAGGGAAGAAGAGAGAGAAGAGGAGAGAGGAGAGGGAAACGGAGAGAGGAGAGAGGAGAGGAGAGAGGAGAGGAGAGAGGAGAGGAGAGAGGAGAGGGAAUAAGAGAGAGAAGAGGAGAGAGGAGAGGGAAGAAGAGAGAGAAGAGGAGAGAGGAGAGGGAAACGGAGAGAGGAGAGGAGAGGGAAGAGGAGAGAGGAGAGGGAAGAAGAGAGAGAAGAGGAGAGAGAAGAGAAGAGGAGAGGAGAGAGAAGAGAAGAGGAGAGGGAAGAAGAGAGAGAAGAGGAGAUAGGAGAGGGAAGAGGAGAGAGAAGAGGAGAGGAGAGAGAAGAGGAGAGAGAAGUGAAGAGGAGAGGGAAGAAGAGAGAGAAGAGGAGAGAGGAGCGGGAAGAGGAGAGAGGAGAAGAGAGGAGAGGGAAGAGGAGAGGAGAGAGGAGAGAGGAGAGGGAAGAGGAGAGAGGAGAAGAGAGGGAAGAGGAGAGAGGAGAAGAGAGAGAAGAGGAGAGGGACAAGGAGAGGAGAGGAGAAGAGAGAAGAGGGAAACGGAGAGAGGAGAGGGAAGAACAGAGAGAAGAGGAGAGAGGAGAGGAGAGAGGAGAGGAGAGAGGAGAGGAGAGAGGAGAGGGAAGAAGAGAGAGAAGAGGAGAGGGAAGAGGAGAGAGGAGAGGAGAGAGGAGAGGGAAACGGAGAGAGGAGAGGAGAGGGAAGAGGAGAGAGGAGAAGAGCGGGUAGAAGAUAGAGGAGAGGCAGGAGGUGAGGAAGGAGUGGAGAGAGGAGAGAGCAGAAAAGAGAGGAGGGAAGAAAGGGGAGAGAAGAGAGGAAAGAGUAGAGAAAGAGAUGACUGA
Knipowitschia caucasica is the source of this 8169-nucleotide messenger RNA. NCBI's taxonomy places the organism in Eukaryota, Metazoa, Chordata, Actinopteri, Gobiiformes, Gobiidae. The record is from the annotation of a GenBank genome assembly.